Molecule: messenger RNA, 3077 nt
Organism: Pseudophryne corroboree (corroboree frog)
Lineage: Eukaryota; Metazoa; Chordata; Amphibia; Anura; Myobatrachidae
Gene: PLXDC2
Product: plexin domain containing 2
Exons: 14
Coding region: 930-2480 (516 amino acids)
Source: RefSeq, a predicted model, not a curated record
AGAAGAACACAGGCAGCAGCAGUGGCCAGGAAAGAAGAGAGAGAGAGAGAGAGAGAGAGAGAGAGAGAGAGAGAGAGAGAGAGAGAGAGAAUAAUAAUUGCGGGCGUCAGCUCAUCCUCUGCAAACUAAGGGAUCUGAACCCAUCACACUUUUUGAGAGAGGGGUCUGAGAGAUGCUUCUUCUCCAAUUGUCUCAGCCAGUGCAAGUGCAUCAGUUGCUUGAAGCAGUGAACAAGUAGGGGAGGAAGGUGCAGUGUGAGGGCAUGAGAUAGAGGGACAAGAGUGCUGAAGAAGAGGGAUUAGAGAGACCCUUAUCUGCUGCCUCUGCCUGCAAAGUCCAGAAGUGAGAGAGGGGGUACAACUCCCGCGCACUCUAUUACCCAGCCCCUGGCAUCUGGGUGUGUGGAUGACUCCUGUGUUUACUACAAGAUGUGUGGAGGAGCAUAGGUGAUGGGAUUUCUCCCAAAUCCUCAGUGCUGCUGAUUGCCUGCAUUGCUCUGUCUCCCAUCCCCUUCUCCUCUCACUGACAGGGAGCUACAGGCACCCUCAUCCUCCUCCUCUUCAUUCAGCCAGGAGGUGUUAUAUUAAAAGUUCACCAAGGAAAAUAAUUCCCACAGCAGGGGUCUAAUUGGUCUCCAUUCAUUGUUCCUCUAUGACAGUGACAGUUGCCACCGGGUAAUUUGUGACCAGGAGGAACAGACAUCUCAAGGAGUCGUCUUCUCCCUACAGCAUCAGGAUUGUGCCUAGGCAAGUUAUAUCUGCUACACCAAAACCUGAAGAUCUAUCCCCCACUAUACAGACAGCUGUGCAUUGAUAUCUAAUUGCAGAACCUCAUCUGGAGCUGUCCUCUUGGAUACAGUAUUAGGAGAAACCCAGAAGAAGGAUUGGCAUCACCUUGGGUACCUGGAUACUGAAGAGUUUGACAGCCUUAUGGAGAGGAUGAAGAAGACCAACUAUUUAUGUGGAGUUUUAUUACUUUUCAAGUUGUUGCUUGAUGGGUGUCAGGUCACAGCAGCAGGACUGGAGCAAGAUGUGUCAUAUUCAAUCAGCUCCAUUGUGUCUAGCCUGGGUGAAGAAGUUUCAAUGCACUUACAGACAUCUCGGCAUAGAUGGCGGAGGCAUUCUGUGGACACAAACCGACCAAGCUUUGGCCACGAUUUCUCCGAUGGUACACGCCUGUCAGAUUUAUUUCUGGACAAUGGGAAUGACAAUGGCACCGACAUUGAGGAGGAUAUGGAUCAUAAGUAUUAUAUUUCUAGAAUAUUUGGUCCAUUGGAUUCUGCCAGUCGGGAUUUAUGGGUCAACAUUGAUCAAAUGGAAAAAGAAAAAGUAAAGAUUCAUGGGAUCCUGUCAAAUACACACCGGCAAGCCGCAAGAGUGAACCUAUCCUUUGAUUUUCCGUUUUACGGCCAUUUUCUGCGUGAAAUUACAGUGGCAACUGGAGGUUUUAUAUAUACAGGAGAAGUCGUGCAUCGGAUGCUCACAGCAACACAAUAUAUUGCUCCCUUGAUGGCCAAUUUCGAUCCAAGCGUCUCCAGAAAUUCUACCGUCAGAUACUUUGACAAUGGCACUGCACUUGUGGUUCAAUGGGAUCAUGUUCAUCUGCAAGAUAAUUACAGUCUUGGGAGUUUUACUUUUCAAGCUACCUUAAUCAAUGAUGGCCGGAUAGUGUUUGGAUACAAGGAAAUCCCAGUACCAGUAAUGGAGAUAAGCUCUACAAACCAUCCUGUGAAAGUCGGCCUCUCAGAUGCUUUUGUGGUGGUGCACAAGAUUCAGCAGAUUCCCAAUGUUCGUAGGAGAACGAUUUUCGAGUAUCACCGAGUGGAACUGGAAAUGUCCAAGAUUACUAACUUCUCUGCAGUCGAGAUGUGGCCUCUACCAACUUGUCUGCAGUUUAACAGCUGCGGUUCCUGUGUCAGAUCCCAGAUUGGUUUCAACUGCAGCUGGUGCAAUAAUCUCCAAAGAUGUUCCAGUGGAUUUGACCGACACCGGCAAGACUGGGUAGAAAACGGCUGUCCUGAAGAGUCCAAAGAAAAAGUAUGUGAAGACUUUCUACCGACAACUGAGGUUCCGAGCCACACCACCACCACAGCAACCUCCAGACAUUUCACUACAAGCACUAGACUAACAACAUCACAGUUACCAAGCAGCCUGCCUACAGAGGAUGACACAAAGAUUGCGCUACAUCUCAAAGACAAUGGGGCCUCGACAGAUGACAGCGCAGCAGAGAAGCAGCGUGGGACACUGCACACAGGAUUAAUUAUAGGAAUACUCGUGCUGGUUCUGGUGGUUGUCGCUGCCAUCCUUGUUACAAUUUACAUGUACCAUCACCCGACAUCAUCUGCUAGUCUCUUUUUCAUUGAGCGACGCCCAAGCAGGUGGCCGGCAAUGAAGUUCAGGAGGGGAUCAGGGCAUCCAGCCUAUGCGGAAGUGGAACCUGUUGGGGAAAAAGAAGGCUUCAUUGUCUCGGACCAGUGCUGAGGUUUUUGGAACAAUGCACCGGUUUCUGGUGGCAGACAUUUAUUUUUGCAUAUAUUUUCCAGGAAAAACCAAACAAUGCUGUGAGCUACCUCUACAGAGACACAAAGAGGGUUAAUCACGAUUUCUGAUCCAGGAGAAAGAUUUCUCUACUCUGAAAUUCCAAUGCCACUCACGGUAGUCUUCCUAUUGUGGAAUUAUAUAGUAUGUCUCAGGCAAUAUAGCUGGACAACAGUAGUAGUAUGGACUGGAACUUUUCUACUGGCUUGCGAAGAGUGUCAAAUCAAGGACAAACAUUUGUACUUAUAAGAGAUCUCCAUUUUCCUUAAUCAAGCUGAGGAAUAGGAAUUAUGCAUUUGUGAAUCUCAUAUGGACAAUAACAUGUGGUAUAGCAAAUGUAACUGUCCAGGCAAGAGCAACAUGUCAGUAUUAAGGCAAACGUUGUACUUAAGUGUCUGGAAAAGUGAUUUUUCAACCAUUUCUACAGAGAGUGUACACCGGCAUUAAUGACCCAGAUACAUAACCAUGAUACAAAGUGGUUUCUUGCUGUCUGCUAAAUAUUGUGCUUUACAUAAAUAUUCCAAAAUGUGGAUAAAGUGA